AAAAUUGAUCGAUAAAUCUCCAACUUGAGCUUUGUGAUAAGAUACGAGUUUCUGGGAAACUGAAUAGUUUGAAAUCAUACCAAAGUACUUAAAUCAUGUCAAACAGCCAAAAAAAGUUGUUCACCUGUUGAAGCAAAGUACAUAUUAAACCGGACAACGUUCAAGUUCAUGUAUAAUCAGAACUCUGCCUACUUGCGUAAUUCCUCCGAAAUGGAGUGGUGGAGGGAAACAGUUUCGGAAACUUACAAACCUAAAUACGAGAACGUAAUAAUGGACGACGUACAAAAACCUCCACGACCACCUCCACCAAUUUUUAGAGCACAGAAGCCAAUGCAAGCAUUACCAUUAGUACCGUCUAAACCGGCUGUGAGACAUAAUUCCGAGCUACCAAGAAAACCACCGGUACCGAAAAAACCAGAGUCGCUAUCAAACAGAAUAUCGGGAAGCAAAAUUCCACCCGAAGUACCAAACAAACCUCGCACCCCUCAAAAUAUACCUCCAAAACCUUUAUGCAAUUCUGCUCCUUCAACAAAUCCACCAGUUGAACCUGCUGUGCGUCCAACAUUGAAAGAAAAUUGCAGAAAGGAGCAACAUAACUCGCAUCAAAGUAAUCAUAACAUACAUUUCGGAUUCGGGGGCAUUAGAACGGUUCUCGCCAAACUAGCAUACACUCCAGAAAAAGCGCCACCACAAAAGAAGCCGGUCUCCGACGACGAUUCCGACACUGACCUAAACAACAAUAAUUAUCCGAAAUUGUCUCCCUCCGGCGAAAAAUGUCUAAUUUGUCGUGAUUUUAGCUCAAUCGACGCCCAUGCAGCCACUUUCCCUCGCUCCCAGGUUCGCCUGCUUCGCGACCUAGCUGAAUACCUAACUCUACCCUUUUUCAAAAGAAUUGACAAAGCUCGUGCAAUUUUUAUCUGGCUUCAUCACAACAUUAGUUAUGACACAGAAAGUUUUUUCUCAGGCAACAUAAAACGAAAAUCACCUGAAGAAACUAUAGUCACCGGCCUCGCCGUAUGUCAAGGGUACGCCGAACUAUUUCAGACUCUUGGAGAACUAUCUGGCCUCCAGGUCAAGGUGAUCAGUGGGGACGCAAAAGGAUACGGGUAUAAAGAGUUACCAGAGGGAAGUCCAAUUCCCAAACAUGAAUCGAACCAUGCGUGGAAUGCGGUCAAAUUGGAUAGUGGGCGAUGGCAUUUAGUCGAUCCAUGUUGGGGUGCUGGUCAUUUAGAUAAAUCCAACCAGUACGUUAAAUGUUUAAACACGAAAUAUUUCACGGCAACGGCGGAAAUUUUUAGAAGAAAUCACUUUCCCACGAAUAAGAAAUACCAGUUUUGUCCACAGGUCAUGUCGUGGGAAGAGUAUAGCACAAUGCGCAAUGCUCUGCAAGUUCUUCCUGUAACUAUGGCGAAAACUGGUCUGUCCGGUGACACGAUUCGGCCCCCAUUAGAGCACAUUAAUGCCAAUUGCGCCACCCAGUUCCUCGUUACUGCUGCCUGCGAACAUUCUCCAAUUCGUUCCAGAAAUCAAUAUGUUCUUAUCCUAAGUGUGGAUGGGGUUUUUACACCGUUUAAGGAACAAACCAAAGGUUUGGUGUGGACCUGCGAGCAUUCGGGAUUAAGAAAAGGAAGCAACGUAAUAUUGUGCUAUGUGGAUACUCUUAACCAUAUGGAUGCGAAGGGUGUUGGGGUGCAGGCUUAUUUAAAUUCUACUAAACCAAUGUCGUGGAAACCCUAUACUUUUGGAGCGAUUUGUAACUGGACUGUUGUUUGAGAUUAAUGGUGGAUUGAUGACAUCAAAAUACAGAUAUAUAUACCGUUACACAUUUAAAAUACAUUUCUAUUUUCAAUUUCACAUAUUUAGCAUGUGGUAAUAGAUAUUAACUCCAAAACAUUGGCGAAAAAACUGUCAGCAUUACUUUUAUGAAAAACAAUUUGUACAUGAGAAUAAGUGGUCGAGUAAUACUAAUUCUUGGAGCAAUUAAGAUAUGAAUUUAUUAUUUUUAAAUGAUAUUAAUAGAAGUCCGAUAGUUGUAUGGGACAUAAAUAUAUGCAUGCAUAAUAGUUAACGGAGAGAUUAAAAAUAAGCGUGCGUGCGUACUCAUCACAAAUGGAGAGCGUCACUUCUGUUCACACAAUUAAGACGGAUUUAUUCACAAUACAAAUUUGUAAUUAUUCAAGUGUAUUUCAGUGAAAAUUUGUUAUCAAACACCAGAUUUUUAUUGUAAUGAUAAUUAGGACCCAAUGCAAUUUUAUGUAACUAAUAAAAAAUCCUGGUCGAAAAACG
This is a messenger RNA of Folsomia candida, 2286 nucleotides long. RefSeq lists its product as uncharacterized. The record is from RefSeq and is a predicted model, not a curated record. Lineage: Eukaryota; Metazoa; Arthropoda; Collembola; Entomobryomorpha; Isotomidae. The coding region runs from base 169 to 1773 and encodes 534 amino acids. The transcript is spliced from 2 exons.